AUGCUAAGCAGUAGAAGCCGCACCAUCGCGAUAUCAGUGUUUGCUAAGAGACCCUCGGCGGUCAUGUUGGUUCCGUUGCCCGGCGUUAGGAAGUUCAGCCAGAGCCCACCCAUGGCUCAAGACGGUGAGCGUGCUGCCGGUGGCGGCAAGAAGCCCGUCAACUUUGGCGUCGUCGUGUUCCCGGCAUUCCAGGCGCUCGACGUCUUCGGCCCGCUGGACGCCCUCAACCUGCUGUCUCGGUCCUACAACAUGAACCUGUACACCAUCGCCGACACGCUGGAGCCCGUGUCGACCAAGCAGAGCACCACCGGCGGCGGCGGCAGUACCAGCCAGCCCGCCACCGCCACCGCGGCCUCCGACUUCGGCCAGCGCAUCGUGCCCACGCACACCUUCCAGACGGCGCCGCCGCUCGACGUGCUCAUCGUCCCGGGGGGCCAGGGGACGCGGUACCCGGGCAUCGCGACGGCCGUCGACUUCGUGCGGGAGCGGUUCGGCACGCUGCAGUACCUGCUCACGGUCUGCACGGGCGCCGGGGUGGCGGCGCGGGCCGGGGUGCUCGACGGCCGGCGGGCGACGACCAACAAGCUGUCGUGGGAGCAGACGGUCGCGCUGCGGCCGCAGGUGGACUGGGUGCACAAGGCGCGCUGGGUGCGCGACGGGCACGUCUGGACGUCGUCGGGCAUCAGCGCGGGCAUCGACCUGACCUUUGCGUGGAUCGCCGCCGUGUACGGCAGCGAGGUCGCCAAGAACAUCGCCGACCGGAUGGAGUACACGCCGGUCGAGGACCCGAGCUGGGACCCCUUUGCCGACCUCUGGGGCUCGAAGAAGUAG
This is a messenger RNA of Colletotrichum higginsianum IMI 349063, 831 nucleotides long. RefSeq names its product DJ-1/PfpI family protein. The record is from RefSeq and is a predicted model, not a curated record. Lineage: Eukaryota; Fungi; Ascomycota; Sordariomycetes; Glomerellales; Glomerellaceae. The transcript is spliced from 2 exons. Bases 1 to 831 code for a protein of 276 amino acids.